AUGGUCAUAGCGUGGCAGCCUCCUCUCAACUAUCGCAAUCGGCCUGUUGCUGUUUUCGGCGCCGGUGUCCUCGGGCGUAGAAUAGCUUGCGUAUGGGCAUCGACAGGAUACACAGUCAAGAUCUGGGAUCCCAGCAAACAUCAACGUGAGGACGGUGUUGCCUACGUCGACGAGAAUGUGGCCUUGUACGCCCAAAAGACUGGCAAGGCUUCUGGCAGAGUAAUGGCUGUUGAAGACAUGAAAGCCGCUGUCGCAGAUGCUUGGAUGGUCAUAGAAUGCGUCCCAGAGAAGCUCGAGCUAAAGAUUGACGUCUUUGCCGAGCUGGACGCCCUUGCGCCUGCUGACUGCAUUCUUGCAACAAACUCGUCUUCAUACAAGUCUUCCGAGCUGAUUAGCAAGAUUUCUCGCACGAGAAAGUCUCAGGUCUUGAACACACAUUAUUUUAGGCCCCCUGACUGCAUGUUGAUCGAGGUCAUGGCAAGUGGCUACACGACAGAGGCAGUCAUCCCAUUCCUGGUCGAACGGCUACAAGAAGCGGGAUUGAUGCCAUAUGUUGCGAGGAAAGAAUCUACAGGCCUCAUCAUCAAUCGUUUAUGGGCUGCUAUCAAACGAGAGACCUUGACCAUCCUUGCCGAAGGAGUGUCUGUGCCUGAGGAAAUCGAUGCGUUGUGGAAGGAGAUGUUUGCUAACAGUCGUCUGUCGCCUUGCUUGACUAUGGACUUGGUUGGCCUCGAUACGGUGGCCUUCAUCGAGGAGCAUUACGUCGAAGAGCUUGGCUUGUCCCCGGAGAAAACGGUAGACUUCCUGAGGAAGAACUACUUGGACCAGGGCAAAUUAGGCGCCAAAUGUGCAAAAGGAGGCCUCUAUCCUCCUUCUGCAACCCAAUCGGCAGCCAAAAACGGUGUCUCGAGCGAGCCAAAACUUCUUGCCCUGGAUGUUGGUCUAUCCGCUGCAGAGCCAACGAUGAACUCGGGCCAAAUUCUGCAGUUCGGCCUGGACGGAAAGCCUCCCAAGGUUCUCGUUGAUAAGCAGCCUUUGCCUGACGGCAUCGAUAUCGACCAUUCAAGCGGCCGUAUGUUUUGGACCAACAUGGGUUAUCCUGGAAAGCCUGACGGGUCUGUUUGCUCCGCCAACCUCGAUGGGACAAAUGUUCGCACCCUUAUCCCUCCUGGAACGAUCAACACACCCAAGCAGCUGGUUGUGGAGAGCGGGAGCAAGAAGAUCUACUUUUGUGAUCGCGAGGGCCUUUCUGUAUUCCGGUGCAACUUUGAUGGCUCUGAUCUAGAGCGCUUGAUCCAGAACGGCAACUCAGAAAAUGAGACAGACAUGCGGGAGGCCACGAACUGGUGUGUUGGCAUCGCCGUUUCUCCAAAACUGGGCAAGUUUUACUGGAGUCAAAAGGGGCCGUCAAAGGGCAACAAGGGACGCAUAUUCUGCGCCAAUAUCAAAAUGCCCGCACAUCAGUCGGUGCAAUCGAGAUCCGAUGUCCACUGCCUCGCGGAGGGCCUCCCCGAACCAGUGGACCUCGAAAUAAACGAGGAGACUUACACUCUGUAUUGGACUGAUCGCGGCGAAAUUCCUUUUGGCAAUUCUCUCAACAGGCUGCAGUUGGAUAAGACUGGGCUAGUGGCAAAGACUGCCUCAUCGGGCGGCCAUGAGGUGUUGAGCAGGCAUUUCAAGGAGGGCAUUGGCUUGAAGCUGGACUCCAAGAAUCACCAUCUCUACGUGACCGAUCUCGGUGGCCGCAUCUACCAGUGCGGCCUGGAUGGGAGGAACAAGACGGUCGUUUAUGCGGACGACUAUCGGGCAUUUACUGGCAUCACCGUCUUGUGA
Trichoderma reesei QM6a is the source of this 1833-nucleotide messenger RNA. RefSeq lists its product as uncharacterized. The transcript is spliced from 3 exons. Gene Ontology annotation, molecular function: oxidoreductase activity, acting on the CH-OH group of donors, NAD or NADP as acceptor; NAD+ binding. NCBI's taxonomy places the organism in Eukaryota, Fungi, Ascomycota, Sordariomycetes, Hypocreales, Hypocreaceae. The coding region runs from base 1 to 1833 and encodes 610 amino acids. The record is from RefSeq and is a predicted model, not a curated record. Gene Ontology annotation, biological process: fatty acid metabolic process.